Molecule: messenger RNA, 519 nt
Organism: Sander lucioperca (pikeperch)
Lineage: Eukaryota; Metazoa; Chordata; Actinopteri; Perciformes; Percidae
Product: caspase recruitment domain-containing protein 8-like
Exons: 2
Coding region: 40-519 (159 amino acids)
Source: RefSeq, a predicted model, not a curated record
GGUGUGUUCCAGUGUGCUUUGACUGGACUGGUGUUCGUUAUGACUGAGGAGGCGCUGCUGCUGUACAACACUGUCCAAUGGGAUGAGAGCCUCCUCCAAUCAGCUGGCAGAAUGGCUACAGGGCCGCUGUAUGACAUCAAGUGUUCAGAAGAGGCUGCUGUCUGUCAGCUCCACUUUCCACACUGUGAAAUCAUAGAUUCUCCUCUGCCUGAUGGCCUGUUGUCUGUCAUCCACAUCACUGAUGAUGGGAUGAGCAUCCUCGAGCCCCUGGAGAUUACAGACACUCAUGUGGUUGUAAAUGUCCCUCACCUCUCUACCCUCGGCCUGAUCUGGGAUGUUGUUACGAGGUUGUGGACGAAACCUGUCAGCAGCCAAGUUCUGCUGUUCCUUGGACAACCAAACCCAACAACACAGAGGCAAAAUCUCAAUGUGCUUCUCCUGCCAGGAAACAUCCCUCUGAAUGAGGUAAAGCUUCAUGUUACAAUGCCUGUUGUCUCUUAUAUGUGUUCCUCACUGUAA